This is a messenger RNA of Oncorhynchus mykiss (rainbow trout), 1114 nucleotides long. Lineage: Eukaryota; Metazoa; Chordata; Actinopteri; Salmoniformes; Salmonidae. The record is from RefSeq and is a predicted model, not a curated record.
AUCUGAAAUUCCGUGAACCGGAAGUCGCUGACGAAACAGUGACGACAUCUUUCCAUUGAUUUGUACAAGUCGAUACCAGUCGAAUCGUUGCUUUAGUUUGUUUAUACCGUAGCCAACCUCCGUUAAAAUACAGGUUUAAAAAAUGCAUUUUAAAGUCCGCGCUGCAGCAAAAGAGGAUUGUAAGGACAUAUCUAGAAUGAUUAUGGAGUUGGCUGUGUAUGAGAACAUGCCAGACCAGGUGAAGACUUCUCAUGAAGACUUGGAGCGUGAUGGGUUCUCUCCAAACCCCUUCUAUGAAUGCCUGAUCGCUGAAGUGCCAGAUGAACACAAGACCAAAGAUGGGUACACCGUUGUUGGGUACGCCCUUUACUUCUACACCUACAGCACAUGGAAAGGGCGGUCAGUGUACAUGGAGGACCUCUAUGUAAUGCCUGACUUCAGAGGAAAAGGCAUCGGAACGGGACUGAUGGCCAAAGUAGCUCAGGUCGGUUUCAUGUUCCACUGUAUGGCUGAUCCCAACUGGAACUCCUCCAUCUAUCUACCAUGUUCAUUAGUAGGGGUGGAGAAGCAGUGUGUGCGGCUGCAGUUAUCUGUCCUAGAUUGGAACAAACCAUCACUAGAUUUCUACAUUGCCAAAGGUGCCGAGGACCUGACUGCCAAAGAAGGUUGGCACUUCUUACGGUUUCAUGGACAAACCCUGGACACAUUAGCUAAGGAAGCACCUAAAGAUUAGAGUAUUUUAUAGGCCUGGGUCUAGUUUGGUUCCGCCCAUAAUAUCACACAGUGGGCAGGUUCAUUUUGCGUUGGUGGGUGGGUAGGACUAAUGGAAACUCUGCUCAGCCGGAGCCCUGGGCAAUGCAAAACAAACUCUCCCAGUCAUCCUUUAUGUUUAAUGUGCAUUUAAAUAUAGUCAAACAUUAUUACAUUUUUAUAUACACAUACUGGAUACACCUACUCAUUCAAGCGGUCAUCAAGGCAAACGGUGAAUAAUUAACAUUUAUUUUGAUUUGUUUAACACUUUUGGUUACUACAUAAUGUGUUAUUUCAUAGUUUUGAUGUCUUCACUAUUAUUCUGCAAUGUAGAAAAUAGUCAAAAUAAAGAAAAAUCCUGUAA